This is a messenger RNA of Penaeus monodon (black tiger shrimp), 4704 nucleotides long. RefSeq lists its product as uncharacterized. NCBI's taxonomy places the organism in Eukaryota, Metazoa, Arthropoda, Malacostraca, Decapoda, Penaeidae. The record is from RefSeq and is a predicted model, not a curated record.
AUUGUGUGCCGACGUUCUGUACCCAACGGCUGGCAGUUCGAGACAAGGAUAAAGCGAUUUUUUUCAAGAGAGGAAAAUCUGGGUUUAGUUCUUUAUAUUUCAGCUGAUAUAUACCAAAAAUUGAAUCCUGGUUUCCGUCGGCGAAGAAUAUGAAAGAGAAUGGAUAAAUUCCGGCAUAUAUGGAGGGGGCAGCUGUUGGUUGGUAUGAGGGAUAUUGGCCAAGCAACAAUAUGGACCAACAACAACAGCUAUCUAUCCCCCAUUGGUUGGAACCUGAAAAUGACCUACAUAGCUGAGUAUUCUGACCUCUGGAGCAAAGUGUUGGAGUCUGAGCCCACAGUCUUGUCCCAGGAUUCGUAUACAAAGAUCAAGGACAAGUACGUAUCCGUCUUUAUCAUCACUUCAUCCACGCCAGAGUUUCUUCAGUUGACAAAAGAAUUGAAUCAGUUCAGCAAGGCUAGAAUCAUACUUGGUGUGAUACCAAAGGACACGGAAAUCACAUUAAUCCCUCGCUGUAAGGAAACCAUGCGGUUAGGGAUGUGGGAGCCUCCUGAGGAAUACCAUCCCUUCCUCUACAUGCUGAUGAUUUCCAAGAUUUCUCCAAAGGAAGCUAUGAAGCAGCAUAAGAAACAUUACCUUCAGGUUAUGUCUCAGAUGAAUCUGUCUUCAGCACCACAUUCUUUGCUCAAGGAGAAAAAAACAGACUAUGAACAAUCAAAGAAAGACAGUAGAGGCCACCGAGAUGACAAAAACCGCACCAAAUCAAGGAAGACCGACCGCUCAAGAGGCACCACUGAGCUGGUGGACGCUGCUGGUGAGAGCAAGGGGAAUGAGAAAUUGCAGAGAGAAAGGAGGAAGGAAGAAGUGUAUGACCCAUAUUCAACUAAUGGCAGAGAUAAGUGGAAUUAUGAACAUAGAAGAAAGGAGAGCAGGAAACGAGAUAAAGAGAGAAACAAGGACAAGACAAAAGAUAAAAAAGAAGACAGAUAUAAGAAGACUUCUCAUUAUGAUGAACAUAGGAAAGAGAGGAAAGAUGAGAAAAGAGAUAAUAAAGAUAAAAAAAGCAAACAAAAGAAGAGAGAAGAAGAAAAUGAGCAAGGAAGUAAAGCCUCACAACAGAAAAUCGAGAAAGAGGAAAAAUAUAACUGGCAAGAGAAAGACAGAAAGAGCAGGGCAAGUCCAGAAAAACAGUCAGACAACUCACAAAAAGACCACCAAGAGGAGGUCAGCAUCAAACAUAAAGCAAGUAAAGGAGAUGUGAUGGAAAAGAUCAAGAAAAAUGACGAAGAGAAAGUCAAAACAAUUGACUCCUCACUCAAAUCUGCCAUUAAGACUGAAUCAGUAGCAUUGCCACAAGAUCAAAAUCCAAUCAAUGUUGAAAUAAAGGACAAAGUGGAUGAUUCUGGCAAAUCCCAUGUAAAAUAUCCAUCGAAGUCAGGGAAGGCUUGUGACAAGAAGAGCUUGCUAGACACACAUAAGCUGAAAUUGAUCUUUAGUUCCAAAGACAAAAAAAGACCUGAUUUGGUUAAGCCAAGCAUGCUAAAGAGGAGUACCAAAGGGGAGUUAGACCAGGCCUUGAAGACCAUCACGCCUGAUCUCAUUGCAUCUUCAGAACUUACUUGCAAACUUCCUAAAACCUAUAUGAAAGAGUCCCAGAUCUCUGAUGCCAAAAAGAUAAAUUCUGGUAAGAGUGUUCUCAAGGGCACUCUCAAGAAGUUAACAUCAACAUCUGAAGAUCCAAAGAAAGGUUCUGUUUCAAGGAACUACAGAAUUAUCUGCACCGAGAAGUAAGCAUGGUGAAAAAAAUGAUCCUUAUUCUGACAACAGUAUUAGGAUAAAAGAAGAACACGAGAUUCAGGAGAGAACAUUUGCUGUGGCAGAGAAAAGUUUUGCUUUGUCUAAGCAAUUUCAUUGGCCCAUAACUUCUGCUUCUCCCAACAAGAAUGAAGAACUUAAAGAUAAUGAAGAUCAGGAGAAUAUACAGCAGAGGAUAGAAGAGGAUGUAGCUGAAGAUCAUAGAAGUAAAGAGAUGGAAAAAGAUGGUAAAAGCAAUGUAAAGGAUGCCUUUGAUAAUAUCAGAGAAUUCAUCUACACCAAAUUUGGCAAUAAGCGAAAAUCAGAGUGCACCGAAAAGUCCUUGGAGAUAUUGCAAAGCCCAAGCAAAAAGCCUCGAAUCAUUGAUUUGUCAGGAUGCCCAACAGAGAACAUCUUGAAUACACCGCAAACUUCAUGCUACCCAGACAUAUUUAGAAAUAUAAAACACAAGUACAAAAAAUCACUUCAUUCAAGGCAGUUUCCCGAAAUUGUAACCACUGAUCAGUUAAGAAGAGACACAUCUCAAGACAUAGUUGCUUAUUCUAACGUCUUGAGAGAAGCAGGGCAGGAUAAUUUUCCAGUUAAAAGUGCGCAAGGUAUUGAAGAUGUAGUUCAAGUUAUUACAAUUGAACCAGAUGAUCUAUUCCUUCAUCAAGAUGAAUCAUUAGAUCUAUCCUAUCAUGCACCUGAACCAUUGAAUUUAUCCAUUCAAGAAAAUGAAUCUGUAAGAAAAAUUGAAGCUGAUGUAAUUGAGGGAGAUAACUCACUGGCAGAAACUGUAUCAUGGAAAGGUGAGGCAGUACCAGAGACUACUAUUCACAAGACAUCCUGCAGUGAGAAAGGGAAACAGUACAUACUUGAAAUGUUCCUUCACUCAAUGCAAGAUAGGACAGAUGUUAGGCACCAAGUGUCAGAUGAAUCAUCAGUGGCUACACAAGAGACUUCUCCAAUCCUAAAUAUGGCUAGCAAUGAAAGUGUACAGAACCAAAAAGUAUUUGGUGACCAAAAUGUUCUCCAAAAUAACACUAGUUUGACUGAUAAGGAUUUACCACAAAAGGAUAGUAUAUUUGUGUAUCAUAAAGAUUACUUUUGUCCAGAGGCAUCAAGUGAUUGGCCUUUCCAUAUUCAAUAUCCAUUUCUUUCAGACCAAAGUCAAAGUUCUGAUAAGCUUGCUAAUGGUGAUCAUUUUUCAUCUUGUAAUCAGGACCCUAUGUCGAGUCAAAGUGGCAUACCAAACCAAGACUUUAGCCCAGGUCACAGAUGUUUAGAUCAAUCAUUUGGUCAGUCAUCAUCUGAUCAGCUACAUAUAGAUGAUCAGCAGUCUACUCCAUAUCAGAAUAAUGACCAUGCAGUGGACCUUAGACUAAUGCUUCCAUUAAAACAACCAGUGUCUGGUGAAUAUUUUACCACAGAUUUGAUGACAGACAGUGCUAAACUUCUAGACAGCAAGGAGUAUCCCAAAGCAAAACAGUUCCCAAGUCCAGAACACAGUUUUGCAAAUGCAGCAGCACAUUCCUCCCCAAGGAUGGUCUUAGUUGAUGUAAUUGAAGAUAAGUUACAGAAUACGGCUCCAAUAAUUCAUCCCCUACCAGGUUUACCUCCAUUGACACGAUUGUCUGAUUUGGUCCCUCCAGUGAUAAGGAAGCAAAAACCCAUUCAGGAAUCAUUAGUGUCAGGCAUAGGAGCAGAAUCUAAAUCUUGUUCAUCUUCCAACUGGUUAGCAGCUGAUCCUAGUAAUUCUAGGUCAUCUCCAAUUGGAGAAAGUCCCUCUAGCCAUGGAAGAGAUGUCAGUUGUAGUGGGUCGAAAUCAAGUGAGAUUAUUGAUAUCUUUAACCAGAAGGACCAUUCAAAAACAGAAAGUUUCGAAGCAAGUGCAUCUCAAGAAGAAUGCCUUGCAUCCUGCAGUUUGGAUACAAUAGAGCUAAAUAAUUCUGAUACAUCUGUGAAGAAUCUCUCCACAUCUGUUGUUCAUGAUAGUAUUGCAUUGAAAAUUAGGUCAAGUUUUGAGAGAGUGCCAGAUGCACAGAUGAAGGAAGAGUAUCUACUAAAAAACAGUUUUGCAUCUUCAAAUUUAAAUGAUUCGACUGUUUCACAUGAUGUAUAUAGUCCGAGUAAUAGUUCACAAACCUCAAUCUUUGAAACAUGCAACACAUCUGUAAAUGCAAGAAGUACUUGUACAGAACCACUGGUACUACAGCAGCUUAAAAAGAAAAUUAAUCUUUGGCAAGAUAGCCUAAAUUCAAAAUCCAGUAUAUCCAUGAAUAAAGGCAUUACAGCUCUGGCAGAUUUCAUAAAAAAACCAACAAGCAUUCCUCCUGAAAUAAGAAAAGAAAUUUUUUUUCCAGAAGAUGAAUUAAGUAAGUCAAGCCUCCGUAUGAAGAAGGCAUUGCUCAGCAACCUGUUAAAUCCAAGUGAAAGAAGUCUGCAGCUGGAGGAACAUGUUUCAAAGAAAGUUGUUGCAGUGGUAUGUAAAGAAGAGUGUUGUGAUGAUAUAAAAGCUUGUCUUCCCAAACCACUUUCACAGGAUAAUAAGUACCCUUUCCCAGAGAGUGAAAAGCACUUCAGAGAAGGAACCCAGAGACCGAGAAAAGUGAUAGAGAGUAAGAAGGUUCUUCUUAAUCUUCUUGAACCAUCUGAGCUUAAUUGGGAUGAUGCUGUGUCAGGCAUUUCAAAAUCAACUUUUCAGUCAUCAAAGUACUUACAUUUGCUUAGUGCAAGUGAAAAUGAUGUGUUAAAAGCAAAGCACUUUUGUCGAGCACAUGAGAUGACCUAUGCCACCUUAGAUGAUCUUGUAAGAAAUGGAGGUUAUAUGCUUGUCCAGCACAGUUCUGUAGAUAAGUUGUUAUCAUCUCCACACCUGACAGUUUGGUGUACUCAGCCAAAUAUCAA